Messenger RNA from Brassica oleracea var. oleracea, 1290 nucleotides. RefSeq lists its product as uncharacterized. The record is from RefSeq and is a predicted model, not a curated record. Lineage: Eukaryota; Viridiplantae; Streptophyta; Magnoliopsida; Brassicales; Brassicaceae. Bases 1 to 1290 code for a protein of 429 amino acids. The transcript has 3 exons.
AUGGAUUCGGCUGUGCCGCCGGAUUCACCCGUCUCUCCGAAGAGGGAUAAGGGUGAUAAGGAGGUCGGUGAUGAGGGCUCAGUGGUUGGAAAGUCAGAGUCUUUAGGGGAAGCGAAGAAAGUGGUUCCGAGUUGGCUGUCUGUAGCUCAAGACAGGGAAGUUUUGAAGAAGUACGAGGUUGAGGUUUCAAGCAAGGGUGGUCUGCAUACCGUUGAGAUUCCAGAUGAUGUCCUCAACACUUCGACGCCGCUGUGGGAGGAUUUCGUUGUCGGGAAGUUCUUAGACAUUUCUCCUCAUGUAGCAAAGGUUCAUAUGGUUUUGAACAAGAUUUGGAAGUAUGGGGACACAACAACAAAGGUCGAUGUUUAUGAGGUUAACGCAACAACAAUGAGGUUUCGGGUUUCAAAUCCGAAAGCAAGGGAGAAAAUCUUGAAGAGAGGUAUGUGGAACAUUGCUGGAGUUCCAAUGAUAGUCACGAAGUGGACGCCAAGGUCUGAGGAAGAGAAGCAGGAAGAGGAAGCGAUUCCUAUGUGGGUUCACCUCCAUAGAGUCCCGCUCCAUAUGUAUUCAUGGGAAGGUCUCAGCUUCAUUACUAGCGCAAUGGGUUUUCCGGUGAAAUUGCAUCCGGAGACAAUAGCGUGUUCGAAUCUGGAGGUAGCAAAAGUUUUCGCAAAGGUUGACGUCUCAAAGGCUUUGCCAAAAGAGAUUAACUUUUCAAAAAAUGGCAAGGAGUUUGUGGUGGAUUUUCACUUUCCAUGGCUCCCAUCAAGAUGCAAGAUGUGUGAUAAGUGGGGGCACACAGAAGCAGUUUGUGUGAUGAAAGGGAAAAGCACAGAGAAGGAGUCAAAGGUGGAGAACACCGAUGUGGUUAUAGCAGAUGAGGUUCUCGAGGAUGUGGAAACAACCAAGGAUGUUGUGAGAGUAGAGGAAGUGGGUGCUCAAACUGAGGAUGAGAGAGUUGAUACAGGGGAGAAGGAAGUAGAGGAACUUCAUAUCUCGGCCUCGAAGUAUGCGGUUCUUAGUGUAGAUGAGGAAGAAGAGGAUGGUGAAAUUAUGGAGAUAGGUCUUCAGUCUGGCGCUGAGACUCAGGGCACAAAUGGCAACAAUGAAGAAGGUAAGGAGGGGCCUGUGGAAGUUAAAAUUGUUACCAACAAUAUUGGACAACAGGAUAAUGAGAUAAAGGACAAAGGGACAACGGGCAUAACGAAGGAGCAGAGGGCAAAGAAGGCUAGCUCACAGGAUGUGAAUCAGAUGGCUACGAGCACUAGGUCCUCUUGCCGCCAUCAUUAA